Messenger RNA from Cynara cardunculus var. scolymus (artichoke), 3008 nucleotides. RefSeq lists its product as uncharacterized. Gene Ontology annotation, molecular function: ATP hydrolysis activity; ADP binding. The transcript is spliced from 2 exons. Gene Ontology annotation, biological process: recombinational repair. The record is from RefSeq and is a predicted model, not a curated record. The coding region runs from base 1 to 2916 and encodes 971 amino acids. Lineage: Eukaryota; Viridiplantae; Streptophyta; Magnoliopsida; Asterales; Asteraceae.
AUGGUGGGGCUUGGUGGGUACCCACAAUCAAAGAAGAUGAUGUAUGAUUUCACAUGUAUGGAACCCCUUCUUCAUGCUCAUAAAAGUCCACUGUUGCAUUCUGAAUCAAGAAAUCUCACCAUCAAGAUAUCAAACUCAGCCCAGAAACCCAGGAAAGAGAUAUUAACCACCAUUGUUGUUCCUAGUUCUGCAACAUCAAUUUCAUCUUCUCCAUAUAACUCUCCAUCUCUAAUCUCGCCGCCGUCUUCGGCCUUCGUCUCCGCCCUACAGUCACCAUAUAUAUCUCCCAGAGCCACCGGAGAUGACCCAAAUCUUCUUCAAGAAAACGAAACAGUUACCAAUCCCUCCACCACCACCACCGCCACCACCACACCCACUUCGUUUACUCGCCCAUCCACUCCAGUAUCCUAUUGCGGGUCUCACAACGACGAUAUUCCGAGCACUUCAUACACUCCACCAUCGGAAAGAUGUGAUUUUUCCGACGAAACCAAGCUCAAAAUUGUCAACUGUGUUCCUUUACCGGCUUCCGAUAAUAACCCAACAGCACCACGUAUAUCAUUUUCGUUUCCGGUACCUCGGAUUUCUUUCACAAAAGGAUCGGUAUCACCUGCGAAUGCCAAGCUUAGGAGCUGCGAUGUUUACGUAGGAUAUCACGGCCAGAACCCGAACUUGAUAAGGUUCUGCAAGUGGCUGAAAUCCGAGCUCGAGAUUCAGGGAAUCGCUUGCUUUGUUGCAGAUAGAUCGAGAUAUGCGGAUUCGCAGAGCCACGAGAUUGCCGAUAGGGUCAUUUGCUCGGUUACAUUCGGGGUUGUGGUUGUCACCAUGGACAGCCUGUUGAAUUAUCUCAGUUUGGAAGAGAUUAGAUUCUUCGCUCAAAAAAAGAAUCUGAUCCCGUUGUUCUUCGACAUGAAUACGAACGAAGUUGCAGAUCUUCUUGCUCGAAAUCCCGACACUAAAGAAUGCAAAGAGGCAAUUGACGGGUUGAUGAAAUCCCACGAAUUUAAGCUCGAAGCAAACAACGGUAAUUGGAGAUGCUGCAUAUCGAGAACAGCCGGGAUCUUGAAGGGAAAGCUCGGGAGAAUGAGUGUUGCCGAGAACGAAAUCGAAACCGUCGAUGAAAUGCCCUUUCCGAAAAACAAAUUCUUCGUUGGACGAGAAAAAGAGCUGGCUGAGAUUGAAACCAUGUUUUUCGGAUGUCGGGAUAUCUGCGAAAACGAAAGCGGAAUGCACGUGAUCAAAGGAGGAACACCCGGGACAUCAGAAAGGCUCGCUUACAAGAAAACAAAGAGCGGGAAAUAUAAGAGCUUUGGAAGUAGCAUUGUGUGCAUCAAUGGCGAUCCCGGAAUGGGGAAGACGGAGCUGGCAUUGGAGUUUGCUCACCGGUAUUCACAGAGAUACAAGAUGGUUUUGUGGGUCGGUGGCGAAGCUCGUUAUUUCCGGCAAAAUAUACUGAAUCUAUCUCUAAAUCUAGGGUUAGAUGUAAGUGCAGAUGCAGAGAAAGAACGAGGGAGGAUACGGAGCUUUGAUGAGCAAGAAACCGAAGCCUUCAAGAGGGUUAAACGCCAGUUAUUUCGCGAUAUGCCGUAUCUAUUGAUCAUUGAUAAUCUUGAAACGGAAAAAGAUUGGUGGGAAGGGAAAGAUUUACAUGACUUGAUUCCGAGAAACACCGGCGGUUCGCAUAUCAUCAUCACAACUCGGCUCCCGAAAGUGAUGACGUUCGAUCCGAUGCAAAUUCAACCGUUGCCAUUAAAAGACGCUAUCUCAUUGAUGAAAGGACGAAGAAAGAAAGAAUACCCGUCUCAAGAAGUCGAGAUUCUAACGAAAUUUGAUGAGAAAUUGGGUCGGUCGAGUUUUGGAUUAUGGGUGAUCGGCUCAUUGCUUUCUGAACUCACGAUCUUGCCCUCCACCCUCUUCGAAGCCAUAAAUCACAUCCGCAUCGAAGAAGAUUUGUCUCGUUUUGAUGAACUAUUUUGGGGAAACAACAAGUUUCUGCUCAAAAUCUUGAUAUUCUCCGUUACUAUUUUGCACGAAGCCAACGGGACUCGAAACGUUCUCGCCUCGAAGAUGCUUCUAGUCGGGGCCUGGUUUGCUCCAUUGCCGGUUUCAGCUAAUUUACUAGCGGCAGCCGCUAACAACAUAAACGGUUCCACCAACAGAUUCAAGAAAUGGGCCAAAUGUGCAAAUAUGGCUUUCUUUUGUUGUUCUGGUUUUCUAGACAGCCAAACUUCAAAGAGUGAAGAAGAUUCAGCCAUGGUUUUAGUCAAGCUCGGCCUUGCGAGAAGAGCAAACCGACAUCCGGGAUGCCACAUUCUGUUUCACCCGAUCACCCAAACUUUCGCGAAACUAAAAGGGGGUUUGGUCACAGCAAAAGCAACGAUCCAAGGCAUAAGGAAAACGGGAAACCCGAUCUUGAACUCGGACCAGCUCUGGGCUUCUGCUUUUCUGGUAUUCGGUUUCAAAUCUGAGCCACCGCUCGUCCAACUAAAGGCCAACGAUAUGGUUCUUUUCAUCAAGAAAACUGCUCUCCCGUUAGCAAUCAGGGCGUUUACAACGUUCUCAAGAUGCAACUCGGCAUUGGAGCUACUAAAAGUCUGCACAAAUGUUCUUGAAGAAGUGGAGAAAUCGUUUGUUUCACAGAUUCAAGAUUGGUGUCAUGGAUCUCUUUGUUGGAAGAAGAAGCUGAACUCACACCAGAGAAUCGAUGAGAAUGUUUGGCAAGAUGUGACGCUUUUGAAGGCUACAUUGCUGGAAACAAGAGCUAAACUUCUGUUAAGAGGUGGGCAUUUUGACAAUGGUGAAGAGUUGUGCAGGACUUGUAUUAGUAUCAGGACCGUGAUGCUUGGUCAUAAUCAUGCUCAAACUUUGGCUGCUCAAGAAACAUUGGCAAAAUUAGUUAGAAUGAGGAGUAAGAUAUGAAAUCCAGAUUAGAUUCAAUACAUCAUUCAGUAGAUCAGUUUUCCCACAACAUAAUCUACCAUGUUGUUUGAUUUACCACUUUUUCCAUUAAA